GUUAUACGUUGAGUGGUGAGUGCAGUCUCACAGGAUUCGCGCGGCUUUGCCUUGACUCGCGACUCGUAUCGCGAUCACUAGCCUCAGUCGCGUUUUGCGCGUCGAGGUGCAAGUGUGUUCUGUUUUCUCUGUACGAUUUUAUACUUGUUAUCUAAGUCGCUUGCUUUUAUUUAUGUUACAGUAAUUUUUAGUAAUUAUUUAUUUCAAAACAUUAAUUAGUCUGCUUUUUUAAAACAUCCCACGUAGAUAUCAAAGACGUUUUUUCUUAAGAUUUUAUAAUUAAGAUUUAAUUUAUAUCAGCCCGUAUGUGAAAUAAUUUAUUGGAGUCGAUGCUGUGGAAAAAACAGUAACUUGUUCCUGACUCAAAAAAAAAAAAUUGCAUUUUCAUUUUAUGACGUCAGUGAAAAUUAAAAAUUAGAUAUUUAAAUUUAUUUAAGCUGGAGAUAAAAAUUAAUAAAUAUUAAGUGCAUGCAGUUGUAAUAAAAAUUUUUCUUCUUUAUCUCAAAUGUAUUCCUCCAUAAUUAUAUUCACGUACUUGAAUGGUAUCAAGAUUUUCGUGUUAAAAGUUUUGUACAACACUAGACACUUUACAAAGCUCUCAGUAAUACUGUCAAAGGACAUUCGGUUGAAUAAGUUUGUCAACUUAUAAGAAGUUAUAAAGCGUCGCAUCAUAGGUAAUUCAGAAAAUUUAACAAAGUUUCAAUGGAUUUAAAAUGCUUCAAUUCACACUAUUAGAGGGAAGAAUCUUCAAUUAUAAAACUUUCGUCACAUAAAACAAAUAUAUGUGUUAUAUAAAUUAAUAGUGGGUAAAAAAAAUUUUCCAAGUGUUUUCAUGCAAAUAAGUGGCAAUGGCUAAGAAAAUAGAUAAAUUAUAUAUCUAUAUAUAAUUAAUUGCAGAUGUUAUUAGAGUAUUUUAGUGAUUGGAAAUAAUAGUUGGGAAACAAUAUUAUAAAUCAUAUUACCAAUAGUGAUAAGUUUGAAAAUAAAAAUAAAAAGGUGGAGGUGCUUGUGGCGAAAGAGGAAGAGGCGGAAAGAAGGUGAUUGAGGUAGAAUGGGAAAAAACCUAAGGACGGGAAAUGAACUCAGGACAAGAUGAGGAGAAUCGAUUGGUGAUAUCACUUGAGCCACGUUCGAUUCUGGCUCGAGACAUAACUAAGACAACAGAGAGAGAUGUCUACUGAUGAAACGGUCGCCCUGUUGUCCGGCGACAACGAGACCAUUUUAGAACUUGAUAACGAGAUUCUUGACGUUACCAAUGUCACAGAAGAACGCUAUAAUGUCACAUACGUUAUGCCAAAUACUUCGUCCAUGUUUGAGGUCAACGCCACCACUGAAAUUGACUCUUUCUACUUUUACGAGACAGAACAAUUUACAUUACUGUGGUUAUUAUUCACAGUGAUAGUUGUUGGUAAUCUCUCAGUGCUGAUGGGUCUGUUCAUGGGAAAGCGACGAAAAUCACGAAUGGAUUUUUUUAUUAAGCAACUGGCCAUCGCUGAUUUACUCGUCGGUUUAAUUUCAGUACUGACGGAUAUUGUGUGGCGAGUAACGAUAAUAUGGCAUGCAGGCAACAUUGCUUGUAAGCUCAUCAAAUUUUUUCAAGUGGUUGUGACGUAUAGUUCGACUUAUGUAUUAGUCGCACUUUCGAUUGACAGAUAUGAUGCCAUUACAAGGCCGAUGAAUUUUUCCGGAAGCUGGUGGAGAGCCAGAGCUCUAGUUGCAUCUGCUUGGGGAUUAUCUGUGGUAUUUAGUAUUCCAAUUAUUUUUCUUUAUGAAGAAAAGCUUAUUCAGGAAAAAAAGCAAUGUUGGAUAGACUUAGGUUCGCCUAUAAAUUGGCAAAUUUAUAUGAGUAUAGUUAGUUUCACAUUAUUUAUAGCACCUACUGUAAUUAUUUGUGGCUGUUACUUGGUAAUAGUAACGACAAUUUGGACACAAAGCAGUGCGUUACGUCAAAGCCCAAUGCGCGAUGAUAGACGGGCAUCGUCUAGGGGAUUAAUACCUCGGGCUAAAAUCAAAAGUGUGAAAAUGACAUUCGUUAUUGUUUUCGUUUUUGUUUUAUGUUGGAGUCCAUAUAUUGUGUUCGAUUUACUUCAAGUAUAUGGCUAUGUACCAAAAACACAAACAAACAUCGCAGUGGCGACAUUUAUUCAAAGUUUGGCACCAUUGAAUUCAGCAGCAAAUCCAAUAAUAUACUGUCUCUUCAGUACGCCAUUUUGCAAGAACGUACGAAACAUGCAGGCGGUUUCCUGGGUUUCGGGACGGUGCUGUCCGUGUUCAUAUAAUUGCUUUAGCGCCAGUAAUAUUCGGAGGGGUACGACGAGAACGACAACAGUUACAACAUCAUUGACUGCUCUUUCGUCAAGAAGAAGUGGACAUAUUUCUAUGCUACAUACAGCGUCAAAGAAACACGUUAUGGUAUCUUUUGUCUAAAUCAUAUGAAUAGUAUUAUAUAUAUAUAUAUAUAUAUAUAUAUAUAUACCCUGAAACGUCGAUUAAAUAUGUAUAAAAAUCGUAAUAUCAAUUUAUAAAUCUACGUGUCUUUAUAAAAUAGUCUUCGAAAAAUUUCAUUGCGAUUCUUGAUUAUAUAGGGGACGGGGUGGGCAAAACGGGCUACCCCCAAAAUUUUUACAAAAAAAAAAAUAAUUUUUUUCAAAUGUUUUUCAAACAUUCCAACAGCACUUUUGUAAAUAUAAUUAAGCAUUAUUUUGAAUUUUGUUUGUUAAACUUUUUUAAAAAUCGACUGUCAGUCGAAAAAUUUUAGUCUUUUGUUUUAUGAUAAAAACUAUUAAAAAUUUUUUUUUCUUUCCAAUGUGUGCAAUAAUUAUGUAAAAAGAUUCAACGUAUUUGAGUCCUCGAAAAGUUAGUAUUGCCCUUCCUCCCCUACAUUUUUCAACUUUUUUUUUUUUAAACUUAAAACAAAAACCAAUAAUAUAAUGAAUUAUUAAUAUUAUUCAAAUUAAUAUAGAUUAAUUAAAUCAAAUUUUAUUUAGAGAAUAUAAUUACUGCUCUUAUGUGUACUAUACAAACUAUAUAAUCUCUACUACAAUUGAAUAAAAUUAAUUUUUUA
This is a messenger RNA of Microplitis demolitor, 3064 nucleotides long. It is a transcript of the gene CCAP-R, whose product is annotated as cardioacceleratory peptide receptor. Bases 1171 to 2427 code for a protein of 418 amino acids. The transcript is spliced from 9 exons. Gene Ontology annotation, cellular component: membrane. The record is from RefSeq and is a predicted model, not a curated record. Gene Ontology annotation, molecular function: vasopressin receptor activity. NCBI's taxonomy places the organism in Eukaryota, Metazoa, Arthropoda, Insecta, Hymenoptera, Braconidae. Gene Ontology annotation, biological process: G protein-coupled receptor signaling pathway.